AUGGGGGAUGUCAAAGACCAAAUAGAUGGAGCAGAAUAUUCAAUGCCAUCUUUCAAACAGGAAGAGGGAGUUGUUAAAAUUAAAUAUGGAGGAAUCAUUCCAAAGAAACCACCUUUAAUCUUUGAGGAUCAUGUGUGUGCUUAUUUUGAUUCUGCUGAUUGGGAUCUUGGAAAACAAGGCAUAGAGAAGCCCAAAGGGCCACUUAAGGCACUUCGGCCAAAGUUUCUGACAACACAACAACAAUCGAGAUACCACAAGUCUCCUUGUGCUCCAUCUGAGGUUGAAGGUGUUUUUCUUUCUGUUCUACCCAUUCAGUUUGGUCCUUGAAAUUAACUUAAUCUUUCAAGAAGUAUGGACAUGAUUCAAGGAUUUACAAAAAAAAAGUUUUAAGGGUUGGAGAAGGUUGUGUAACUAUCAAAUUCGACUUACGUUAAUUUUUCAUGAUUUAUCACGAAACGUUGUAAGCCUUACUGUCUUUAUCUCCCUCUACCAGAUGGAAAAUAAUGCCCCAUUUGAGGAUGUUACUGCAAAUGAAUGAGCAAGUGAUUCUCUAGUUUGUGCUUGUGAUGUUCUUGUUAUAUACAUGUAUGAGCAAUUUCUGUUCAGGGUUAAGAAAACAAUAUUAAGGAUAAAGAUGUGUUUUCAUCUUUAUUUGAGGCAACCAAAUGAGUGUUUGUUGGCUUUUUGAUGUGUUGUAACAUUAACUCUAAGAAUCGCUAUUGCAAGUGUA
Molecule: messenger RNA, 730 nt
Organism: Solanum pennellii
Lineage: Eukaryota; Viridiplantae; Streptophyta; Magnoliopsida; Solanales; Solanaceae
Exons: 5
Coding region: 1-327 (108 amino acids)
Cellular component (GO): cytoplasm
Molecular function (GO): protein phosphatase inhibitor activity
Source: RefSeq, a predicted model, not a curated record